Arvicola amphibius (Eurasian water vole) is the source of this 1695-nucleotide messenger RNA. RefSeq names its product protein tyrosine phosphatase non-receptor type 5 (gene Ptpn5). The transcript is spliced from 14 exons. The record is from RefSeq and is a predicted model, not a curated record. Gene Ontology annotation, molecular function: protein tyrosine phosphatase activity. Lineage: Eukaryota; Metazoa; Chordata; Mammalia; Rodentia; Cricetidae. Gene Ontology annotation, biological process: protein dephosphorylation.
AUGAAGUUUGAGGGAGCUAGGAGUGAGUGAGAGAACCAGGCUGCUGAUGACUCCACGGGAGGGGCCCUGGACAUGUGCUGUGGUGAGAGGCUGUCGGGUCUCCCCCAGCCGGUAGAGAUGGAAGCACCGGACGAGGCUGAAGGGCUCCCCAGCAAGCAGAAGGAGAUGCCACCACCCCCGCCACCCUCACCGCCCUCUGAGCCAGCUCAGAAGCUGCCACCUCAAGACUCCGGGAGCCACUCCCUCACUGUCAGAAGCAGCCUGUGCCUGUUCGCUGCCUCUCAGUUCCUGCUCGCCUGUGGGGUGCUCUGGCUCAGUGGCCAUGGCCACUCCUGGCUGCAGAAUACCACAGACCUCAUCUCCUCGCUCACCCUGUUGAACCAUCUGGAACCUGCGGCCUGGCUGGGUUCUGGGACCUGGGGGAUCCCAAGUCUGCUGCUAGUCUCUCUAACUGUGGGCCUGGUCGUCAUCACCACCCUGGUGUGGCACCUCCUCAAGGUACCCCCAGAGCCACCUGCCCCACUCCCCCCAGAGGACAGGCGCCAAUCCGUGAGCCGCCAGCCCUCCUUCACCUAUUCGGAGUGGAUGGAGGAGAAGGUAGAGGAUGACUUCCUGGACCUGGACGCGGUACCCGAGACCCCUGUGUUUGACUGUGUGAUGGACAUCAAGCCUGAGACUGAUCCCACCUCGUUGACUGUCAAGUCCAUGGGUCUGCAGGAGAGGAGGGGCUCCAAUGUCUCCCUGACCCUGGACAUGUGUACCCCUGGCUGCAAUGAGGAGGGCUUUGGCUACCUGGUGUCCCCCCGGGAGGAGUCAGCCCAUGAGUACCUGCUCAGUGCCUCCCGCAUCCUCCGGGCAGAGGAGCUGCACGAAAAGGCCCUGGAUCCAUUCUUGCUGCAGGCAGAGUUCUUUGAAAUCCCCAUGAACUUCGUGGAUCCAAAAGAGUAUGACAUCCCAGGACUGGUGCGGAAGAAUCGGUACAGAACCAUCCUCCCCAAUCCUCACAGCAGGGUGUGUCUGACUUCACCAGACCCUAAUGAUCCUCUGAGUUCCUACAUCAAUGCCAACUACAUCCGGGGCUACAGUGGGAAGGAGAAGGUGUACAUCGCCACACAGGGACCCAUCGUCAGCACUGUGGCCGACUUCUGGCGCAUGGUGUGGCAGGAGCACACACCCAUCAUUGUCAUGAUCACCAACAUCGAGGAGAUGAACGAGAAGUGCACGGAGUACUGGCCAGAAGAGCAGGUCGUCCAUGAUGGCGUGGAGAUCACUGUGCAGAAAGUCAUCCACACUGAGGACUAUCGGCUGCGACUCAUCUCCCUCAGGAGAGGGACUGAAGAGCGAGGCUUGAAGCAUUACUGGUUCACAUCCUGGCCGGACCAGAAGACUCCGGACCGAGCACCUCCCCUCCUGCACCUGGUACGGGAGGUGGAAGAGGCAGCCCAACAAGAGGGACCCCAUUGUUCCCCAAUCAUCGUUCACUGCAGUGCAGGGAUUGGGAGGACUGGCUGCUUCAUCGCCACCAGCAUCUGCUGCCAGCAGCUGCGACGUGAGGGCGUCGUGGACAUCCUAAAGACCACAUGCCAGCUCCGUCAGGACAGGGGUGGCAUGAUCCAGACAUGUGAACAGUACCAGUUUGUGCACCACGUCAUGAGCCUCUAUGAGAAGCAACUGUCCCACCAGUCCUCAGAGUGA